Molecule: messenger RNA, 1853 nt
Organism: Dendrobium catenatum
Lineage: Eukaryota; Viridiplantae; Streptophyta; Magnoliopsida; Asparagales; Orchidaceae
Product: ABC transporter B family member 25, mitochondrial
Biological process (GO): intracellular iron ion homeostasis; transmembrane transport
Cellular component (GO): mitochondrial inner membrane
Molecular function (GO): ATP binding; ABC-type transporter activity; ATP hydrolysis activity
Source: RefSeq, a predicted model, not a curated record
CAUCAUACUGUUGAUAUCUGGCGCGCUUUUUAGUUUUUACACAACAGUUUCCGCUAAUUUCCUGCGUUCUAGGGUUUCAAAUUUAAUGCAAUGUUAGAUUUUCCAUCCAGACUUCUGUAGCUCAAUCUCUUAACGCCGAAGAGAUGGUGGGCGCUUUCUCGAGAUGUCUUGGUGCCUGCAGGCUUCUCCAGGGCGGAAGAGAGUUGGUCCCAAGCUUCGCUGCCCGUAAGCUGGCGCCGUCCCGUUUCGAUGGUUCCGUCGUUACCGCCUGUGCUGCAGCGGCGAAUCUGGAGAGGGAGAGGGAUCGAAGUGGGGGAAGAGUGUUCGAGAUUGGAGGUGGUUCAUUCGGUGGUAGGUUCCCGUUCUGUAAUUUUUACAGUUUUGAGACAUUAGAAGGUGGACGCUUGGGAACGGUUUACGGUUCUUUGAGGGGUUACACUCCAGAAAGAGCGAGGUCAUCAAGCGAACUGAGAGAUUUGCAGAUAAGGCAUGCUUUGUUCUCCACCUCAGCUGGUGAUGUGGCUGCAAAAGGUCCAGCUGGUGGGACUAAGAAGGAGGUUCAAAAUGAUAAAAUUCGGAAUGAAUCUACUGAUGACCGAAUUGCUGACAUGCAAAUCCUUCGGACCCUUAUGAGGUAUUUGUGGCUAAAGGAUAACUUUGAGUUCCGCUUGAGAGUGAUGGUGGCAUUAAGUCUCCUCGUUGGGGCAAAGGUUUUAAAUGUCCAAGUGCCUUUCCUAUUCAAGAUUGCUGUGGAUUGGUUAUCAGCAAUAACUAGUUCUGGUGAUUCUCUAUCAUCUUUCAAUGAAAGUAAUUCAAUGCUACUGGCAUUUUUUGUGAGCCCAGCAGCUGUUCUAAUAGGCUACGGAAUAGCAAGAACUGGGUCAUCAGCCUGUAAUGAACUGAGAAAUGCUGUAUUUUCAAAGGUAGCACUGAGAGCUAUCCGCACUGUUUCUAGGAAGGUGUUUGCACACUUGCAUGACCUCGAUCUUCGGUAUCAUCUAAGCCGUCAAACUGGAGCAUUGAAUCGCAUAAUUGAUCGAGGAAGCCGGGCAAUUAACUUUAUUUUGUCAUCGAUGGUAUUCAAUGUUGUACCAACCAUUCUUGAGAUUGCUAUGGUAUCAGGUAUUCUUGCAUACAAAUUUGGAGCUACUUUUGCUUGGAUCACUUCACUCUCUGUUGCUGCCUAUGUUGCUUUUACUUUAGUAGUGACUCAGUGGCGAACUAAGUUUCGACAAGUGAUGAACAAAGCUGAUAAUGAUGCUAGUUCAAGGGCAAUUGAUUCUCUGUUAAAUUAUGAGACUGUCAAGUUUUUCAACAAUGAAUCGUUUGAAGUUGCAAAAUAUGACUCGUAUUUAAAGAAGUAUGAAGAUGCUGCAUUGAAAACUCAAAGCAGUCUUGCUUUUCUGAACUUUGGCCAAAAUAUUAUAUUUAGCACGGCGCUUUCUGCAGCAAUGGUCUUAAGUUCCUACGGGAUUAUGAGUGGUGGCUUGACAGUUGGUGAUUUGGUAAUGGUGAACGGGCUCCUCUUCCAGCUUUCGUUGCCUCUCAACUUUCUUGGAAGCGUUUAUCGAGAAACUAGACAAAGCCUUAUUGAUAUGAAGUCUAUGUUUCAAUUGCUUGAGGAGAGACCUGAAAUCAAAGAUGAAAGCAACGCAAAGAUAUUAAACUUGGCUGGAGGGUGCAUUGAAUUCAGGGAUGUGCAUUUCGGAUACCUUCAAGAACGCAAGAUUCUUGAUGGAGUUUCGUUCCUUGUGCCUGCAGGAAGAAGUGUGGCCAUUGUUGGGACAAGUGGCAGUGGCAAAUCCACCAUACUCAGACUUCUGUACAGAUUUUUCAAUCCUGAUUCUGGAUCU